CGGCGCCGCGAGCUCGGCCAUUGUGGGAGCCGCUCCCCUCCGCUCCGAGGUGCUGCGGGCCGCCCGCCGCGCUUCCUCCUCCUCCUCCUCCUCCUCCUCCUGCUCCUCCUGCAGCAGCUCCCGCUCGCAGGAUUCCUUCUCUCUGGACUCCCAGGCCCCCCUGCUGUUGACCCUGCUUGGACCAUGUCUUCCUCUGAUGAAGAAACGCUCAGUGAGCGGUCCUGUCGGAGCGAGAGAUCAUGUCGGAGCGAGCGGUCUUACCGGAGCGAGCGGUCAGGGAGUUUGUCUCCAUGUCCCCCAGGGGACACCUUACCAUGGAAUCUGCCACUGCAUGAGCAGAAAAAGCGGAAAAGCCAGGAUUCCGUACUGGACCCUGCAGAGCGUGCUGUGGUCAGAGUUGCUGAUGAGCGGGACCGGGUUCAGAAGAAAACAUUUACCAAAUGGGUCAACAAGCAUUUGAUGAAGGUCCGCAAGCACAUCAAUGAUCUAUAUGAAGACCUGCGGGAUGGCCAUAACCUGAUCUCCUUGCUGGAGGUCCUCUCGGGCAUCAAACUGCCCCGGGAGAAGGGCAGGAUGCGUUUUCACAGGCUGCAGAAUGUGCAGAUUGCCUUGGACUUUCUAAAGCAGCGACAGGUGAAGCUAGUGAAUAUUCGUAAUGAUGACAUCACAGAUGGCAACCCCAAGCUCACCCUGGGCCUGAUCUGGACCAUUAUUUUGCACUUUCAGAUCUCUGACAUCUAUAUUAGUGGGGAGUCAGGGGAUAUGUCAGCCAAGGAGAAACUGCUUUUGUGGACUCAGAAGGUAACAGCUGGUUAUACAGGAAUCAAGUGUACCAACUUUUCUUCCUGCUGGAGUGAUGGGAAGAUGUUCAAUGCACUGAUUCACCGAUACAGACCUGAUCUGGUAGAUAUGGAGAGGGUGCAAAUCCAAAGUAACCGAGAGAAUUUGGAACAGGCUUUCGAAGUGGCAGAAAGACUGGGGGUCACCAGGUUGCUAGAUGCAGAAGACGUGGAUGUCCCAUCUCCAGAUGAAAAGUCUGUAAUCACUUACGUCUCUUCAAUUUAUGAUGCCUUCCCUAAAGUCCCUGAAGGUGGAGAUGGGAUUAGUGCUACGGAAGUGGACUCCAGGUGGCAAGAAUACCAAAGCCGAGUGGACUCCCUCAUUCCCUGGAUCAAACAGCAUAUAAUACUGAUGUCAGAUAAAUCUUUCCCCCAGAACCCUGUUGAACUAAAGGCACUUUAUAACCAGUACAUACACUUCAAAGAAACCGAAAUUCUGACCAAGGAGAGAGAAAAAGAAAGAAUCAAAGAGUUAUAUAAAUUAUUAGAGGUAUGGAUUGAAUUUGGAAGAAUUAAACUGCCUCAAGGUUACCACCCUAAUAAUGUAGAAGAGGAAUGGGGAAAACUCAUCAUUGAGAUGCUGGAGCGAGAGAAAUCCCUCCGGCCAGCUGUGGAGAGGCUGGAAUUGCUGCUACAGAUUGCAAACAAAAUACAGAAUGGUGCUUUGAACUGUGAAGAGAAACUGACACUAGCUAGAAAUACACUGCAGGCUGAUGCUGCACACCUGGAAUCAGGACAGCCAGUACAGUGCGAGUCAGAUGUCAUCAUGUACAUUCAGGAGUGUGAAGGUCUCAUCAGGCAACUUCAGGUGGAUCUACAGAUCCUGAGGGAUGAGAAUUAUUACCAGUUAGAAGAGCUGGCCUUUAGAGUCAUGCGUCUGCAGGAUGAAUUGGUCACCCUGCGUCUAGAGUGUACAAAUCUGUACCGGAAGGGUCAUUUUACUUCACUUGAAUUAGUUCCACCCUCUACUUUAACCACUACUCAUCUGAAAGCAGAACCCUUGACCAAGGCAACACAUUCAUCUUCUACUUCCUGGUUCCGAAAGCCUAUGACUCGGGCAGAACUUGUCUCUAUCUCUUCCUCUGAAGAUGAGGGCAAUCUCCGAUUUGUGUAUGAACUACUGUCUUGGGUAGAAGAGAUGCAGAUGAAACUGGAGCGUGCCGAAUGGGGCAGUGAUCUGCCUACUGUGGAGUUGCAGCUAGAAGCACAGCAGCAUAUCCACACUAGUGUAGAAGAACUGGGCGCAAAUGUCAAAGAAGCCAGGUUGUAUGAGGGAAAGAUGUCUCAGAAUUUCCAUACCAGCUAUGUUGAAACUCUUGGAAAACUGGAGACACAGUAUUGUAAAUUAAAGGAGACGUCUAGCUUCCGGAUGAGGCACCUUCAGAGCCUGCAUAAAUUUGUUUCCAGAGCCACAGCUGAAUUGAUCUGGUUGAAUGAGAAGGAAGAAGAAGAGCUAGCAUAUGACUGGAGUGAUAAUAAUCCCAAUAUUUCAGCCAAGAAAAACUACUUUUCUGAGUUGACAAUGGAGCUGGAAGAGAAGCAGGAUGUAUUUCGGUCUCUACAAGAUACAGCAGAACUGCUCUCACUUGAGAACCACCCAGCCAAGCAGACAGUGGAGGCAUACAGUGCUGCUGUCCAAUCCCAGUUACAGUGGAUGAAACAACUGUGCUUGUGUGUUGAACAACAUGUGAAGGAGAAUACAGCUUAUUUUCAGUUCUUCAGUGAUGCCCGAGACCUGGAGUCAUUCUUGAGGAACCUCCAAGAUUCCAUCAAAAGAAAAUACACCUGUGAUCAUAACACCAGCUUAUCCCGCCUUGAGGACCUGCUGCAGGACUCCAUGGCACAGGAUGAAAAGGAACAGCUUAUACAGUCUAAAAGUUCGGUUGCCAGUCUUGUUGGGAGAUCAAAAACUGUUGUUCAGCUCAAGCCACGCAGUCCAGACCACAUGUUAAAAAGUACCAUUUCUGUGAAGGCCAUCUGUGACUACAGGCAGAUUGAGAUCACUAUUUGCAGAAAUGAUGAGUGUGUGCUAGAAGAUAAUUCUCAGCGGACCAAAUGGAAGGUGAUCAGCCCCACAGGGAAUGAGGCAAUGGUGCCAUCUGUUUGCUUCCUUAUUCCUGCCCCCAAUAAGGAGGCCAUCGAGAUGGCCAGCAGGGUGGAACAGUCUUACCAGAAAGUGAUGGCCCUUUGGCACCAGCUACAUAUUAAUACCAAAAGCCUCAUCUCCUGGAACUAUUUACGGAAGGACCUUGACUUUGUACAGACCUGGAACUUAGAAAAGCUUCGAUCCUCAGCAGUAGGGGAGUGCCACCAGAUUAUGAAGAACCUCCAGGCCCACUAUGAAGACUUUCUGCAGGAUAGUCGUGACUCUACACUCUUCUCAGUGGCUGAUCGCCUGCGCUUGGAAGAGGAAGUGGAAACUUGUAAAGCACACUUCCAGCACCUGAUGAAAUCCAUGGAGAAUGAGGAUAAAGAGGAGACCGUGGCCAAGGUAUACAUCUCAGAGCUGAAGAAUAUCCGACUACGCCUGGAAGAGUGUGAACAGAGACUGGUCAAACGAAUCCAGUCUCCAGCCAGCUCUAGAACUGACAGAGAUGCCCGGCAAGACAUUGCACUAAGGAUUGCAGAGCAGGAGCAUACCCAAGAGGAUUUGCAGCAUCUGAGAUCUGACCUGGAUACUGUUUCCAUGAAAUGCAAUGCUUUUCUCCAGCAAUCUCCAUCUGGUUCAAGUGUCCCAACUCUGCGCUCAGAGCUGACCCUGCUGGUGGAGAAGAUGGACCAAGUCUAUGGUCUUUCUACUGUGUAUUUGAAUAAAUUGAAGACAAUUGAUGUGAUCAUACGUAGCAUACAGGAUGCUGAACUCUUGGUCAAAGGUUAUGAAAUCAAGCUGAGUCAAGAAGAAGCAGUACCAGCAGAUGUCUCAGCUCUGGAGUCUCACCGGACCAUGCUACGGCACUGGCUUAGUGAUGUGAGGGAGAAAAAUUCAGUGUUCUCAGUCCUUGAUGAGGAAAUCACUAAGGCCAAGGUAGUGGCAGAAGAAUUGAGUCGCUUGACACCAGAGCGAAAUUUAGAUUUGGAACGCUAUCAGGAAAAAGGCUCACAGUUACAGGAGCGUUGGCACCGUGUCAUUGUCCAACUUGAGACUCGCCAGUCUGAGCUAGAAAGUAUCCAAGAAGUUCUGCGAGAGUACAGAGCCUGUCAUGGAACUCUAAUCAAGUGGAUUGAGGAAACCACGGCCCAGCAGGAAUUGAUGAAGCCAGGCCAGGCAGAGGAUAGCAAGGUACUAUCAGAGCAGCUCAGCCAGCAGACGGAUCUAUUUGCAGAGAUUGAAAGAAAUCAGGCAAAACUGGACCAAUGCCAAAAAUUUUCACAGCAAUACUCCACUACUGUGAAGGACUAUGAAUUGCAACUGAUGACAUACAAGGCCUUUGUGGAGUCACAGCAGAAAUCCCCUGGCAAGCGGCGUCGAAUGCUUUCCUCUUCUGAUGCUGUCACACAAGAGUUCAUGGAUUUGAGGACUCGCUACACAGCAUUGGUGACCUUAACGACUCAGCAUGUGAAAUAUAUCAGUGAUGCUCUCCGGCGGUUAGAAGAAGAAGAGAAAGUGGUAGAAGAGGAAAAACAGGAACAUGUGGAUAAAGUUAAAGAACUCUUGGGUUGGGUGUCUAGCCUGGCAAGAAAUACACAAGGAAAAAUUACUUCAUCUCACACCAAAGAAUCCACAGACAUUGAAAAGGCUAUUUUGGAACAGCAGGUUCUGGCAGAAGAGCUGACAACCAAGAAAGAACAAGUUUCUGAGGCCAUUAAAACUUCACAGAUCUUCUUGGCCAAGCAUGGUCAUAAGCUCUCAGAAAAAGAGAAGGGACAAAUCUCUGAGCAGCUAAGUGCCCUAAACAAGGCUUACCAUGACCUUUGUGAUGGUUCUGCAAACCAACUCCAGCAGCUCCAAAGCGAGUUGGCGCAGCAGACAGAGCAAAAGGGUUGCAGAGCAAUUGCCGGAGUGAUUGACCUAGGCACAAUGGAGAUAUUUCCUAUCUUCAGAGCUAUGCAAAAAGGCCUCAUUGACCAAGACACAGGCCUUGUGCUCCUGGAAUCCCAGGUUAUCAUGUCUGGCCUCAUUGCCCCCGAGACCAGAGAACAACUCUCUUUGGAUGAGGGCCUCGCCAGAAAUAUUAUUAAUCCCUUGAUGUAUCAGCAGCUCCAGGAGCUACAGAACGCCCUGUCCUUAACAAGCAGGCUUACUGAGACCAAAGGCCCUUUUUCUGUGGUGGAAGCAAUUGAAAAGAAAAUAAUCAGUGAGAAAGUUGGACUGAAAGUCUUAGAAGCUCACCUGGCAACUGGAGGUUUCAGUCUCUCUCCCAGUGAGAACUGUACUAAUCUGGAAGAGGCUUUUCGUCAAGGCCUAUUGUCUGCUCAGCUUCAUUCAGUGUUAGAGUCUCACCUGAGAUCAUCUAAAAAUUUGAUAGACCCUAACACAGCUGAGAAAAUAGGUUUACAGGACCUGAUUCAGAGAUGUAUUGUCCACCAGGAGUCGGGGCUCAAAUUGCUGCCUGUCAAGCAGUUAGCAGGGGGAAUGGUGAGCUUGAAAUCAGGCCGGAAGGUUAGCAUUUUCCGUGCUGUCCAGGAAGGGCUAAUAGAUAGGCAGGUCACUGUCCGGCUACUGGAAGCUCAGCUUUUUGCUGGUGGCAUAGUAGAUCCAAGAACAGGACACAGACUUACAGUAGAAGAGGCAGUAAGGCAUAGUUUGAUUGACCAAGAUAUGGCCUGUGCUAUUCUCAUAAGGCAGCUUCAGACAGGAGGCAUUAUUGACACUGUCACAGGGCAUAGGGUGACAAUUGAUGAAGCAGUGAGCAAUAAUCUAGUAGCUGCUAAGAUUGCCCUUGUGAUUCUGGAAUCCCUCUGGUCAUUCAUGGGAUUCCUAUGGCCUGACUCUGGAGAGAUCCUCCCAAUUACAGAUGCUCUAGAACAAGGUAUUGUGUCUACUGAAUUCGCCCAUAAAAUCCUGAGUAAUCGACAGCAUAUUGAGGCUCUUUUUCUACCAACAACCACUGAGAUUUGCUCCUGGAAGAAGGCAAUAGAGAGUGGUGUCUUGGAUCAUGAUCUUGCCAAUAACUUAAGAUCAAUCUGUAUCCCAGAUGUGAUGCCUCAUAUGCAGUUGGCUGACUCUUCAGAGCAAAACCAACCAUGCUUUACUCCUGGAGCACCACCUGUAUCAUGUAGCAAGGACCAAACUGAGGGCAAAAAGCUAUUGUUUCAAUUGAUGACUCACAGCUACAUUAAUGUGCAGAAUGGGCAGAGGCUGCUGCUUUUGGAUCAAGAGCUGAUAGAGACACUGAGAUCCACAGAUGAAUCUCAAACAGGUCCUCCAGAAGUGUUUGGAAUUCAACAUCAAAGACUAGAUACUCCUGGGGAAUUGCAAGAUUCAGAUGAUGGAAACAUCCCCCAAGUUUUUGGUGAUACGUGCACUGUGAAGAAUCAUGAGGAAGAUGUAUUUGCAAGAGAGCAAAAAGUGAUUACUACAAAUGUUGACACCUUCAAAUUCAUAAAUGGUAACUUAGAGUUGCAGAGGCAGUUGUUAGGAACUAAAAAGGAAGAACAAACAGAAACCCCUGUAGGAGAACAUGUCCGCAUAGGACCUCUCCUGGCAGUGCCUCCUGAGGAAGCUGAGCGUGAGCUCUCAGUGACUAACAAAAGUCUUUUUUCUAUUGAGAAAACAGAAGAAUGGGAAGAUCCUACAGAGACUUCCUUCACUUGUCAGGAAGAACACACAAAGACUUUUAAGACUGAAUACAUUCAAAGUGAAAAUAGAAAGCCUCUCAUAACAUCCCAAAGCAAAAAGUCACAAUCUCAGGUAGAAACAUCUCUAAGUUUAAAAUCCAAAUUUAAGAUAGGAAACAGUGGGAAUUUUAAUUCCAGGAAAAAAGAGACAGAAUUAAAUGAAACAUUUUUUGCUAGGGAUGGCCAGAAACAAAACCAAGGACAAAGUGUUACAGAUGUUCAUGUGGUAAUGUCAGAAAAGAGGGGCACUGAUGCUAGUGAAACUUCCUUGUGUAGGCUUCCAUCUGAAUUGCUUAAAGAAGCUUCCUUAAUUACAUUAUCUGCACAGCUACUAGAUGGUGGUAUCUUUCAUGAAGAAACAGGUAAGAAACUCUUACUAAAUGAUGCAGUAGCCCAAGGCAUUGUGCCCAGCCACACUGCUGUGAAACUUAUGGAACAAAUGAACAUGUUUCGGGGCUUCUUUGACUCUCAGACCCAUGAAUCUUUGACAACUGAAGAAGUCAUUGAUGAAGGUCUAAUGGAUGAGAAAUUGUUACAUAAUGUUCUGAUGGCAAACAAAGUUAUCAGUGGAGUCUUGGAUCCCCGUACCCACUCACUGUGCUCUGUGAAGGAUGCAGUUGCAUCUGGACUUAUUAACAAGGAAACAGCCACCAGAAUUUUAGAGGGGCAGGUGGUGACUGGUGGAAUUAUUGACCUGAAACGAGGCAAAAAAGUUUCAGUAACGUUAGCCUCAAAUCUUGGGUUGGUGGACAGUGCUGACCAGGUAGAGCUUAUAAAUCUGGAAAAGGCAUGCAAAGGCAAAGGUACUGAAACAGCAGUUAGGGAGAGAUUAAUGGGUCUACAAAUGGAAAUAACAGGACUCUUGGACCCCGAUAGUAAAGCUCCUUUAACAGCUUUGCAGGCCAUUGAUAGAGGUCUUUUAGAGAGAGAGGAAGUCAUUCAUUUGUUGACUAAGCAGGUAGCAGAUGGAGGUAUCAUUCACCAUGUAUCUGGGAUGCGUCUUUCUGUUGAUAAUGCUGUAAAACAUGGCUUAAUUUGUGAAGAUAUAGCCAAGCAACUCAAAAAAGUUGAGAAUUUAAACUAUUGCCAGUUUAUUCAUCCUGAAACAAGGGAAACUCUUUCCUUCCCUGAGGCCGUAAAAUUAGAUCUUAUUACCCCAGAGUUGAAAAGAGAAAUCCAAGAAAUUCAGGCCUUUUGUAGAAACUUUGUAGAGCUCAUGUCUGGCCAGAGAUUGAUGUUGAUGGACGCUAACAAAGAAAACAAAGAAGAACCAUUCACUGAUAGGGCAGUACUGCUCUCAGGAAUGGAUUAUGGGGUUGUAGAUCCUGAGAAUCACAGAAUUGUUCCCUAUUCUGAAUUGAUAAAGAAAUGUAAGAUUGAUAUUGAAUCUGGGCAGAGAUACUUAGAAGUAAUUCCAUUCUCAGAUGUUAAAGAUGAGGUGAGCAACAAACCACUAACAUUAUCUGAAGCAAUUCAGCGUGGAAAAGUAGACCUUACAUCUACAAUGAAAGUUUUGGAAGCUCAGGCAAACACCGGUGGAAUUAUAGAUACAGCCACAGGAAAAAGAUUGACAUUGGCAUCAGCUUUGGAACAGAAACUAUUGAAUGAAAACAUGGCCAGAAUUAUUGCAUCUCACCAGAUGUUAAAUGGAGGAAUUAUUGAUAUAUAUGAUGGUCAACGAGUAACUGUACAAGAAGCUGUUGAGAACAAAUUUAUCAGCCCUGAGUUGGCAGCUAUGAUCCAGCCAGAUACAUUAGGACCUGGGGACUAUAGGGCCAGUACUGAAAAGCAAGAUGGAACUGGAGCACAUGAACUAAAGGAAUUAGAGGACAAGAAUCAAGACAAGGGAAAAGCUUCCCUGGGGGCUAAAGAAUCGGCCAGCACCCUAUGUCCUGGUGCUCUUAAAGGUAAAUCCUCAGGCCAAGUUUUGGUGACCCAUCCUCACUCAGAAGCUUCAAAAAAACCCAAACAGGCGUCUAGAAAUCUGAUGGGGGAAAGUAUAGAUGUAGAGCAGGAAAAGGUAGUAACACAAAUAAAAAUGUUUUCUCAUGAAAAGAUGUCAACUUCAGGCCUAGAUGCUGAAAAAGCAAGUGAAAUUCAAGGGAAAAGGAUUUCAAAAAUUCACGAAUCACAUUGUGACGCAUCAGGUAAACCAUCAAGUGAGCCGUCAAUGAGUGUCCAGGGGAAAAGUGAGAGAGAGAGAAGGGAAGUAUUUGUAGAAGAAAGUGUCAAGACAGCUGGCAAACCAGCUAUCGUUUCUGAAGAAAAGUUGAACCAGGGAACUGCAAUUAGUGAUGAACAUAACCCCAGUAUAGACCAGUCUAUGGAAAGGAUUGCAAAUGAAAAGGGGAAAGAAGCUGAUGGAGAAAAGAGCUUUUUUAUUAUUAAUAAGAUUGUGGACUCCUCUUCUCAUAUGAUGCCCGAAGACGUUUCUAUGAGAAAUCAAGAUGCUUUACCAUGCUUCAGCACCACUCAGAUCAGUGAAGGGGAAGUAAAAAAUGUUAACAUCUGCUUGACUUUAAAACCAGGAGAAAAUUUAUCUCAAGAAAUUACUAGUAGAGCCCAGAGGGAACCAUUCUCUUCUCUAAUCCCAAGAUCUAAAAGAUUACACUAUCAGGAAUCUCAUGAAGGAUCACAAGUUACAAAUAUACCCCAAAGUUCCACAACAGAUAAGUCUAACCAAGGACCUACCAGGCAGGAAACCAAAGAUAAGACUUUUCCAUCUAUAGAUUGUAAAGAAAAGUCAUACCCGGAAGUGCCUUUGGACUCUCCAAGAGCUUGUAAAUGGAAUGAAAUCACAGUUACCGGCAUAGAUGCAAAAGAAAUUAGUCAUCUUGAAUCCUUGGACAGAAAAGGUCUUCAUCAGGAUAGCAAAAGUGAUCAUGAACUUUGUGGAAGCUUCAAAACUAAAACAGCAACAACUCAGGAAGCAAAAUUUCUGGGAAUGGCAGACAGUAUAGGUACAUGUCCAGAAGCAAGGUCUCUUGAAGGCAUAGUGACUCAGAGAGGUCCCAGAGCCUUGGGAUCCCUUCUGCUAGAGAGACUGUCCAAAGAUACAUUGCAGAAAGAGAGGCCAGGGCAACAAGAUGCUGUCAUUAGUCCCACUAUUUCAGAAAUCAAUGAAGAAAUGGUCAUGUCCCAGGCAUCAGCAGUGAAAACGAAUGAGAAGACGUCACAGGAAAAGCACAGAGAGAUCCUUAGCAAUGAACCAAUUUACUUCCUUGCUGUACCUGGGGGAAAUCCUGAGCCCUUCCAAGCAACUCAGAAAGUCUUUAACCGGCGACUUUGUUUAGAACACGAUGAAAAGUUAGUGUCCUAUCUGUCUCGGUUACGGGGCAUUGAAAUGAGGUGCAAACAGAUUCAACCUUUGGAGCUUAAUGGGGCAGAACUGCAGGAUAUGCUGUGUCAGGCCAAGGUGUUAGACAGGGAGUUAAAGGAUCUCUCCUCCUUGGUGAGUCAGGAAUUAGAGUGUGUGGAUCAGAUCAUCAUCAGCCAGCCUCAAGAAGUUCCUGCUCAGCUGUUGAAGGCUUUAGAGAAAGAUGCCAAGAAUCUUCAAAAGUCUCUCACCUCUGUGAGUGAUUCCUUGAAUUCCAGAGUACUACAUCUCCAGAAUGUCAUGGAGUUAAAAAAGAACACAGUGUUAAGUCAGUACAUGGAGCUAGAAAGUAGACUUCAAGAUCUCAGAGUCUGGGUUGGCAAAACUAAUCUUACUCUGAACAGCAAAAGCUGUGACAAUGAAAAUGAUGUUGACAGCCUAAAUCACUCUCUUCAACAAAAUGAGGAUAUGAAACAGUCCACAGUGGAAAGGAAAUCUCAGCUGGAUGCUCUUACUUUUGAUAUUCAGGUCUUUAUCUCCGAGCAUACAGAAGACUUGUCCCCUCAGCACAAUCGACAGAUGCUGAGGUUUCUGAGUGACCUGCAGAGGUCCUUCCAGGAUCUUGUGGAACACAUUGCUGCUCAGAUGGAUGCCUUGCAGGGCCAUCUUCAACACAUCCAGCUGGAAGCCCAGGUUAAGACUCUGCAGAAACAACAAAAUACCUGUUAUCAGAAACUGGAAGAUCUUUGCAACUGGGUGGGACAGGCAGAACAAGCACUGGUGAGCCACCAGGGCAGAGCCUCCCAGCAAGAUCUUUCUGCUUUGCAGAAGAACCAAAGUGACUUGAAGGAUUUACAGGAUGACAUUCAGAAUCAUGCCACCUCAUUUUCUACUGCUGUGAAAGACAUCGAGGGAUUUCUAGAAGAGAACCAGACCAAGCUGAGCCCCCAGGAAUUGACAGAUCUUCAAGCAAAACUUCACCAGGCUAAGGAGCAAUAUGAGACUCUUCAGGAACGGACACGGGUGGCCCAGAAGGAGCUAGAGGAAGAGGUGACCUCAGCUUUACAGCAGGAGACUGAAAAGAGUAAAGCAGCAAAGGAGUUGACAGAGAACAGGAGGAAGAUUGAUGCGCUCUUGGACUGGGUGACUUCUGUGGGCUCAUCUGGUGAACAGCCACAGACCAGCCUUCCAGGAAUGGAGCAAUUCUCUAGAGCUAGUGUGGAGAAAGGAGCUUUGGAUGCUACUGAUAGUCAUGUGAAGGUGAACCAGGCCUCAGAGAAACUGGACAGGCAGUGUGAGGUGAUGAAGGCACGUCACCAGGAAUUGCUAUCUCAGCAGCAAAAUUUCAUUGUGGCCACCCAGUCAGCUCAGACCUUCCUGGACCAGCUUGGCCAUAAUCUCAUACCUAAAGAACGACAAGUGCUACAAGACAAGCUAGGAGAGCUUAAGGAGCAAUAUGCAGCUUCCCUAGCCCAGUCAGAGGCAGAGCUGAAGCACGUGCAGACACUCAGGGAUGAGCUACAGAAGUUCCUGCAAGACCACAGGGAGUUUGAAAGCUGGCUCGAACGAUCUGAGAAAGAGCUGGAGAGCAUGCAUAAGGGAAGCAGCAGUCCUGAAGCCCUGUACUCCUUGCUAAAGCGCCAGGGAAGCUUCUCAGAGGAUGUUAUUUCCCACAAAGGAGACUUGAGAUUUGUGACUAUCUCAGGACAAAAAGUCUUGGACACAGAAAACAGCUUUGAGGAAGGCCAAGAACCAUCAACAACCAGAAACCUAGUACAGGAAAAGCUGAAGGAUGCAACAGAAAGGUACACUGCUCUCCACUCAAAGUGUACACGAUUGGGCUCUCACCUGAACAUACUGCUAGGCCAGUACCAGCAGUUCCAGAGUAGUGCUGAUAGCCUGCAGGCCUGGAUGCUGACUUGUGAGGCCAAAGUGGAGAAGCUCCUCUCGGACAUUGUUGCCUCUGACCCUGGAGUUCUGCAACAGCAGCUUGCAAUGACAAAGCAGUUACAGGAAGAAUUGGCUGAGCAUCAAGUACCUGUAGAAAAGCUCCAAAAAGUAGCUCAUGACAUUAUGGAAAUUGAAGGCGAGCCAGCCCUGAACCCUAAGCAUGUUCAAGAAACUACAGAUUCCAUAUUCAACCACUUCCAGAACCUGUCUUGUAGCUUGGCUGAACGCUCUGCUGUGCUGCAGAAGGCUAUUGCCCAGUCUCAGAGUGUCCAGGAAAGCCUGGAGGGCCUGUUGCAGUCUAUCAAGGAAGUUGAACAAAACUUAGAAGGGGAGCAGGUAUCAUCACUCUCAUCAGAAGUCCUCCAAGAAGCCCUGGCCAUUAAUGUGAAGCUAAAGCAGGACAUUGCUCGGCAGAAGAGCAGUUUGGAAGCCACUCAUGAGAUGGUGACCCGUUUCAUGGAGACAGCAGACAGCACCACAGCCUCAGUGUUGCAGGGCAAGCUGGCAGAGGUUAGCCAGCGCUUUGAGCAGCUCCAGCUUCAGCAGCAGCAAAAGGAGAAUGCCCUGAAAAAGCUUCUGCCCCAGGCAGAGAUGUUUGAGCAGCUGUCCAACAAGCUGCAGCAGUUCAUGGAAAGCAAAAGUCGGAUGCUGGCCUCUGGAAAUCAACCAGAUCAGGAUAUUGCUCACUUCUCCCAGCAGAUCCAGGAACUCACUUUAGAAAUGGAAGACCAACAGGAGAACCUAGAAGCUGUUGAGCACCUAGUUACUGCCCUAGGCUCUUGUGGCUUUGCACUGGACCUGUCCCAGCACCAAGAUAGGGUACAGAGCCUCAAGAAGGACUUCACAGAGUUGCAGAAGACAGUUCAAGAAAGAGAGAAAGAUGCAUCAUCUUGCCAGGAGCAAUUAGAUGAAUUCCGGAAGCUGAUCAGGAUCUUCCAGAAAUGGCUGAAAGAAACUGAAGGAAAUAUUCCACCUGCAGAGACUUUCAUAAGUGUUCAUGAAUUGGAAAAGCAGAUUGAACACUUGAAGGGUCUUCUAGAUGACUGGGCAAGCAAGGGAACUCUGGUGGAAGAAAUCAAUUGCAAAGGUACUUCUUUAGAAAAUCUCAUCAUGGAGAUCACAGCACCUGAUUCCCAAUCCAAGACAGGUUCCAUACUACCCUCUCUAGGAAGCUCUGUAGGCAGUGUAAACGGAUACCACACCUGCAAAGAUCUGACGGAGAUCCAGUGUGACAUGUCAGAUGUAAACUUGAAGUAUGAGAAACUGGGGGCAGUGCUUCGGGAACGCCAGGAAGGCCUUCAGACUGUCCUCAGCAGAAUGGAAGAGGUUCAGAAGGAUGCAAACUCAGUACUGCAGUGGCUGGAAUCAAAAGAGGAAGUUCUGAAAACUAUGGAUGCUUCUUUGUCUCCAACCAAGACAGAAACAGUGAAAGCCCAAGCUGAAUCUAACAAGGCCUUCCUGACUGAAUUACAACAGAAUUCCCCCAAAAUCCAAAAAGUGAAGGAAGCUCUGUCUGGAUUACUAAUGAUGUAUCCCAACUCAAAAGAAGCAGAAAAUUGGAAGAAGAUGCAAGAAGAGCUCAAUUCCCGAUGGGAAAGGGCUACUGAGGUGACCGUGGCUCGGCAAAAGCAGCUAGAGGAAUCUGCAAGCCAUCUGGCCUGCUUCCAGACUGCAGAAUCUCAGCUCAGGCCCUGGCUGAUGGAGAAGGAAUUGAUGAUGGGUGUUCUGGGACCCCUGUCUAUUGACCCCAACAUGUUGAAUGCACAGAAGCAGCAGGUCCAGUUUAUGUUGAAGGAAUUUGAAACACGCAAGCAACAGCAUGAGCAGCUGAAUGAAGCAGCUCAGGGCAUCCUAACAGGCCCUGGAGAUGUCUCUCCAUCAGCCAGCCAAGUACAGAAAGAACUCCAGAGCAUCAAUGAAAAGUGGGUUGAGCUCACUGACAAACUUAACUCCCGAGCCAGCCAAAUUGACCAAGCUAUUGUCAAAAGUACCCAGUACCAAGAAUUACUGCAGGACUUAUCAGAAAAGGUAAAGGCAAUUGGGCAGCGACUGAGUGGUCAGUCAGCCAUUAGCACCCAACCUGAGGCUGUAAAGCAGCAACUGGAAGAGACCAGUGAGAUUCGAUCUGAUGUUGAGCAAUUAGACAACGAGAUUAAGGAGGCCCAGACACUGUGCGAUGAACUCUCACUGCUCAUUGGUGAGCAGUACCUGAAGGAUGAGCUGAAGAAGCGUUUGGAGACAGUUGCCCUACCUCUUCAUGGCUUAGAAGACCUUGCAGCUGAUCGCAUGAACAGACUCCAGGCAGCUCUUGCCAGCACCCAGCAGUUCCAGCAAAUGUUUGAUGAGCUAAGGACCUGGUUAGAUGAUAAACAAAGCCAGCAAGCAAAACAUUGCCCAGUUUCUGCAAAGUUGGAGCGACUACACCUGCAGCUUCAAGAAAAUGAAGAAUUUCAGAAGAGCCUUAAUCAGCACAGUGGUUCUUAUGAGGUGAUUGUGGCUGAGGGGGAAUCUCUGCUGCUUUCUGUGCCUCCUGGAGAGGAGAAAAGGACUUUACAAAACCAGUUAGUUGAAUUCAAAAGCCACUGGGAAGAACUUAGUAAAAAAACUGCAGACAGACAAUCCAGACUCAAGGACUGUAUGCAGAAAGCUCAGAAAUAUCAGUGGCAUAUGGAAGACCUUUUGCCCUGGAUAGAUGAUUGUAAGACCAAGAUGUCUGAGUUGCAAGUCACUCUGGAUCCAGUACAGCUGGAGUCCAGUCUCCUGAGGUCAAAAGCUAUGCUGAGUGAGGCAGAGAAGCGCCGCUCCUUGCUGGAAGUACUGAACAGUGCUGCUGACAUUUUGAUCAAUUCUUCAGAAACUGAUGAGGAUGAGAUCCGGGAUGAGAAGGCUGCCAUCAACCAGAGCAUGGAUGCCAUUACAGAGGAGCUACAGGCCAAAACAGGGUCUUUAGAAGAAAUGACUCAGAGGCUCAGGGAGUUCCAGGAAAGUUUUAAGAAUAUUGAAAAGAAGGUUGAAGGAGCCAAACACCAACUUGAAAUCUUUGAUGCUCUGGGCUCACAAGCUUGUAGUAACAAGAAUCUGGAGAAGCUAAGAGCUCAACAGGAAGUGCUGCAGGCCUUGGAGCCUCAGGUAGACUAUCUGAGGAACUUUACUCGGGGGCUGGUAGAAGAUGCCCCAGAUGAAUCUGAUGCUUCCCAACUUAUGCAUCAAGCUGAGCUCACCCAGCAAGAGUUCGUAGAAGUGAAGCAAAGAGUGAACAGUAGUUGCAUGAUGAUGGAAAACAAGCUAGAGGGGAUUGGCCAGUUUCACUGCCGUGUCCGAGAGAUGUUUUCUCAGUUGGCUGACCUUGAUGAUGAACUGGAUGGCAUGGGUGCUAUUGGCAGAGACACCGAUAGCCUCCAGUCACAAAUUGAGGAUGUACGGCUGUUCCUUAGCAAAAUACAAGCCCUGAGGUUUGACAUAGAGGACUCUGAGGCAGAAUGCAGACAAAUGUUAGAGGAAGAGGGGACUCUGGACUUGUUAGGUCUCAAGAGGGAGCUAGAAGCCCUUAACAAACAAUGUGGCAAACUAACAGAGAGAGGUAAAGCCCGCCAGGAACAGCUGGAGCUGACACUGGGCCGCGUUGAGGACUUCUACAGGAGAUUGAAAGUACUCAAUGAGGCCACUGCAGCUGCAGAGGAGGGAGAAGCACUGCAGUGGGUAGUGGGGACUGAAGUGGAUGUCAUCAACCAACAACUAGCAGAUUUUAAAAUGUUUCAGAAAGAACAAGUGGAUCCUCUUCAGAUGAAAUUGCAGCAGGUGAAUGGACUUGGCCAGGGGUUAAUUCAGAGUGCAGGAAAAACCUGUGAUGUGCAGGGUCUGGAGCAUGACAUGGAGGAGAUCAAUGCUCGGUGGAAUACACUAAAUAAAAAGGUUGCCCAAAGAAUCGCACAACUACAGGAGGCUUUGCUGCAUUGUGGGAAGUUUCAAGAUGCCUUGGAGCCAUUGCUCAGCUGGUUGUCAGACACUGAGGAACUCAUAGCCAAUCAGAAACCUCCAUCUGCUGAAUAUAAGGUGGUGAAAGCACAAAUCCAAGAACAGAAGUUGCUCCAAAGGCUCCUAGAUGAUCGCAAGGCUACAGUAGACAUGCUUCAAGCAGAAGGAGGUCGAAUAGCCCAGUCAGCUGAGCUGGCUGAUAGAGAGAAAAUUACUGGGCAGUUGGAGAGUCUUGAAAGGCGAUGGACUGAGCUACUCAGCAAAGCAGCAGCCAGGCAAAAACAGCUGGAAGAUAUCCUGGUUCUGGCCAAACAAUUCCAUGAGACAGCUGAACCUAUUUCUGAUUUCUUGUCUGUUACGGAGAAAAAGCUUGCUAACUCAGAGCCUGUAGGCACUCAGACUGCCAAAAUACAGCAGCAGAUCGUUCGGCACAAGGCUCUGGAGGAAGAAAUAGAAAACCAUGCAACAGAUGUGCACCAGGCGGUCAAAAUUGGGCAGUCCCUCUCCUCCCUGACAUGUCCUGCAGAGCAGGGUGUGCUGUCAGAAAAGCUAGAUUCAUUGCAGGCCCGAUACAGUGAGAUUCAAGAUCGGUGCUGUCGGAAGGCAGCCCUACUCGAACAAGCACUGUUCAAUGCUAGACUGUUUGGGGAGGAUGAGGUGGAGGUGCUCAAUUGGCUGGCUGAGGUUGAGGACAAACUCAGUUCAGUGUUCGUAAAGGAUUACAGACAGGAUGUCCUGCAGAAACAGCAUGCUGACCAUCUGGCUUUGAAUGAAGAGAUCAUUAAUAGAAAGAAGAAUGUAGAUCAAGCUAUUAAAAAUGGUCAGGCUCUUCUAAAACAAACUACAGGUGAAGAAGUGUUACUUAUCCAGGAGAAACUAGAUGGAAUAAAAACACGCUACACAGACAUCACAGUUACUAGUUCCAAGGCUCUCAGAACAUUAGAACAAGCUCGGCAGCUGGCCACUAAGUUCCAGUCUACCUAUGAGGAGCUGACUAGAUGGCUGAGGGAAGUGGAGGAGGAGUUGGCAGCCAGUGGAGGACAGUCUCCCACAGGGGAGCAAAUACCCCAGUUUCAGCAAAGACAGAAGGAAUUGAAGAAGGAGGUCAUGGAGCACAGGUUGGUGUUGGACACAGUGAAUGAAGUGAGCCAUGCCCUCCUAGAGCUGGUGCCCUGGAGAGCCAGAGAAGGGCUAGAUAAACUUGUGUCUGAUGCCAAUGAGCAAUACAAACUGAUCAGUGAUACCAUUGCCCAAAGGGUAGAUGAAAUUGAUGCUGCUAUUCAGAGAUCACAACAGUAUGAGCAAGCUGCUGAUGCAGAGCUAGCUUGGGUUGCUGAAACAAAACGUAAGCUAAUGGCCUUGGGUCCAAUACGCCUAGAACAGGACCAGACCACCGCUCAGCUACAGGUGCAGAAGGCUUUCUCUAUUGACAUCAUUCGACACAAAGACUCCAUGGAUGACCUCUUUAGUCAUCGUGCUGAAAUCUUUGGUACAUGUGGAGAAGAGCAGAAAGCGCUAUUGCAGGAUAAAACAGAAUGCCUAGUACAGCAAUAUGAAGCCAUUAGCCUUCUCAAUUCAGAGCGUUAUGCCCGUCUAGAGCGGGCACAGGUCCUGGUAAACCAGUUUUGGGAAACUUAUGAAGAGCUCAGCCCCUGGCUUGAGGAGACUCGAACAUUAAUAGCACAGUUACCUCCUCCAGCCAUUGACCAUGAGCAGCUCAGACAGCAGCAAGAAGAAAUGAGGCAACUAAGGGAAUCCAUUGCUGAACACAAACCUCAUAUUGAUAAGCUACUAAAGAUAGGCCCACAACUAAAGGAAUUAAACCCCGAGGAAGGGAAAAUGGUGGAAGAAAAGUACCAGAAAGCAGAAAAUACAUAUGCCCAAAUAAAAGAUGAGGUGCGUCAGCGGGCCCUGGCUCUGGAUGAGGCUGUUUCCCAGUCUGCUCAGAUUACAGAGUUCCAUGAUAAAAUUGAGCCCAUGUUGGAGACUCUUGAGAAUCUUUCCUCUCGCCUGCGUAUGCCACCGCUGAUCCCUGCUGAAGUGGACAAGAUUAGAGAAUGCAUCAGUGACAAUAAGAGUGCUACCAUGGAGCUUGAAAAACUGCAACCAUCUUUUGAGGCCCUGAAACGCCGUGGAGAAGAACUUAUUGGGCGAUCUCAGGGAGCAGACAAGGAUAUGGCUGCAAAAGAAAUCCAAGACAAACUGGAUCAAAUGGUAUUCUUCUGGGAGGACAUCAAAGCACGGGCUGAAGAACGAGAAAUCAAAUUCCUCGAUGUCCUUGAAUUAGCAGAAAAGUUUUGGUAUGACAUGGCAGCGCUUCUGACCACCAUCAAAGAUACCCAAGAUAUUGUCCAUGACUUGGAAAGCCCAGGCAUUGACCCAUCCAUUAUCAAGCAACAGGUUGAAGCUGCUGAGACUAUUAAGGAGGAAACAGAUGGUCUGCAUGAGGAGUUGGAGUUCAUUCGAAUUCUUGGAGCAGAUUUGAUUUUUGCCUGUGGAGAAACUGAGAAGCCUGAAGUGAAGAAGAGCAUUGAUGAGAUGAAUAAUGCUUGGGAGAACUUAAACAAAACAUGGAAAGAAAGGCUGGAAAAACUUGAGGAUGCCAUGCAAUCUGCUGUGCAGUAUCAGGACACUCUUCAGGCUAUGUUUGACUGGCUAGAUAACACUGUGAUCAAACUUUGCACCAUGCCUCCAGUUGGUACUGACCUCAACACUGUCAAAGAUCAAUUAAAUGAGAUGAAGGAGUUCAAAGUAGAAGUUUACCAACAGCAAAUUGAGAUGGAGAAACUCAAUCACCAGGGAGAACUGAUGUUAAAGAAAGCUACUGAUGAAACAGACAGAGACAUUAUAAAAGAACCACUGACAGAACUCAAACACCUUUGGGAGAACCUGGGUGAGAAAAUUGCCCACAGACAGCAUAAGCUAGAAGGUGCUCUCUUAGCCCUUGGCCAGUUCCAGCAUGCCUUAGAAGAAUUGAUGAGUUGGCUGACUCACACUGAAGAGUUGCUGGAUGCUCAGAGGCCAAUAAGUGGAGACCCCAAAGUAAUUGAAGUUGAGCUUGCAAAGCACCAUGUUCUAAAAAAUGAUGUUUUGGCUCAUCAAGCCACAGUGGAAACAGUCAACAAAGCUGGCAAUGAACUUCUUGAGUCUAGUGCUGGAGAUGAUGCCAGCAGCUUAAGGAGCCGUUUGGAAGCCAUGAACCAGUGCUGGGAGUCAGUGUUACAGAAAACAGAGGAGAGAGAGCAACAGCUUCAGUCAACUCUGCAGCAGGCCCAAGGUUUCCACAGUGAAAUUGAAGAUUUCCUCUUGGAACUCACUAGAAUGGAGAGCCAGCUUUCUGCAUCUAAGCCUACAGGAGGACUUCCUGAGACCGCUAGGGAACAGCUUGAUACUCAUAUGGAACUUUAUUCCCAGCUGAAAGCCAAGGAAGAGACUUACAAUCAGCUGCUCGACAAGGGCAGGCUCAUGCUCCUAAGCCGUGAUGAUUCUGGGUCUGGCUCAAAAACAGAACAGAGUGUAGCACUCUUGGAACAGAAAUGGCACGUAGUCAGCAAUAAGAUGGAAGAAAGAAAGUCAAAGCUGGAAGAGGCCCUCAGCUUGGCAACAGAAUUCCAGAAUUCCCUGCAAGAAUUUAUUAAUUGGCUAACCUUAGCAGAGCAGAGCUUAAACAUCGCCUCUCCUCCCAGCCUGAUCCUAAACACUGUCCUUUCCCAGAUAGAGGAGCACAAGGUUUUUGCCAAUGAAGUAAAUGCUCAUCGAGACCAGAUCAUUGAGCUGGAUCAAACUGGGAAUCAGUUAAAGUUCCUUAGCCAAAAACAGGAUGUCGUCUUGAUCAAGAAUUUGUUGGUUAGCGUUCAGUCUCGGUGGGAGAAGGUUGUCCAGCGAUCUAUUGAAAGGGGACGAUCACUAGAUGAUGCCAGGAAGCGGGCAAAACAAUUCCAUGAAGCUUGGAAAAAAUUGAUUGACUGGCUAGAGGAUGCAGAGGGUCAUCUCGACUCAGAACUGGAAAUAUCCAACGAUCCAGACAAGAUCAAACUCCAGCUUUCUAAACAUAAGGAAUUUCAGAAAACUCUUGGUGGCAAACAGCCUGUAUAUGAUACCACAAUUAGAACUGGCAGAGCACUGAAGGAAAAGACUUUGCUUGCUGACGAUACACAGAAACUCGACAAUUUAUUGGGAGAAGUCAGAGACAAAUGGGAUACUGUCUGUGGCAAGUCUGUGGAGCGGCAGCACAAGUUGGAGGAAGCCCUUCUGUUUUCUGGCCAGUUCAUGGAUGCUUUGCAGGCCUUGGUUGACUGGCUAUACAAAGUGGAGCCCCAGCUAGCUGAGGACCAGCCAGUACAUGGGGACCUUGACCUUGUCAUGAACCUCAUGGAUGCCCAUAAGGUUUUCCAGAAGGAACUGGGAAAGCGAACUGGCACCGUUCAAGUCCUAAAGCGGUCAGGCAGAGAACUGAUUGAGAAUAGUCGGGACGACACCACGUGGGUCAAAGGGCAGCUCCAGGAACUGAGCACGCGCUGGGACACUGUGUGCAAACUGUCUGUUUCCAAGCAAAGCCGACUUGAGAAGGCCUUAAAACAGGCAGAAGAGUUUCGGGACACAGUCCACAUACUGCUGGAGUGGCUUUCUGAAGCAGAGCAAACACUUCGCUUUAGGGGGGCACUUCCUGAUGAUACAGAGUCCCUGCAGUCUCUUAUUGACACCCAUAAGGAUUUCAUGAAAAAGGUGGAAGAAAAGCGAGUAGAUGUGAAUGCAGCAGUGGCAAUGGGGGAAGUUAUCCUGGCUGUCUGUCAUCCGGAUUGCAUCACGACCAUCAAACACUGGAUCACCAUCAUACGAGCUCGCUUCGAGGAGGUCCUGACAUGGGCAAAGCAGCACCAGCAGCGCUUGGAAGCAGCUCUGUCAGAACUGGUGGCUAACGCUGAACUCCUGGAAGAACUGCUGGCCUGGAUCCAGUGGGCUGAGACCACUCUCAUUCAGCGGGACCAGGAGCCGAUCCCUCAGAACAUUGACCGAGUCAAAGCUCUUAUCACAGAACAUCAGUCAUUUAUGGAGGAGAUGACACGCAAACAACCUGACGUGGAUCGGGUCACCAAGACAUACAAGAGGAAGAAUGUAGAGCCCACCCAUGCUCCUUUCAUCGAGAAAUCUCGCAGUGGUAGCAGAAAGCCAUUGAGUCAACCCACACCUCCUCCCAUGCCAAUCCUCUCACAAUCUGAAGCAAAAAAUCCACGAAUUAACCAGCUUUCUGCCCGUUGGCAGCAGGUGUGGCUGUUAGCUCUGGAGCGCCAGCGGAAGCUGAAUGAUGCCUUGGACAGACUGGAGGAGUUGAAGGAAUUUGCCAACUUUGACUUUGAUGUUUGGAGGAAAAAGUACAUGCGUUGGAUGAAUCACAAAAAGUCUCGAGUCAUGGAUUUCUUCCGGCGCAUUGACAAGGACCAGGAUGGGAAGAUAACACGUCAGGAGUUUAUUGAUGGCAUUUUAGCAUCCAAGUUCCCUACCACCAAGUUAGAGAUGACAGCUGUGGCUGACAUUUUUGACAGGGAUGGGGAUGGCUACAUUGACUACUAUGAAUUUGUGGCUGCUCUCCAUCCCAACAAAGAUGCCUACCGACCAACCACUGAUGCAGAUAAGAUUGAAGAUGAGGUCACAAGACAAGUGGCUCAGUGCAAGUGUGCAAAAAGGUUUCAGGUGGAGCAGAUUGGAGAAAAUAAGUACCGGUUCUUCCUCGGCAAUCAGUUUGGGGAUUCUCAGCAGUUGCGGCUGGUCCGUAUUCUGCGCAGCACAGUGAUGGUCCGUGUUGGUGGAGGAUGGAUGGCCCUGGAUGAAUUUUUAGUGAAAAAUGAUCCCUGCCGAGCACGAGGUAGAACUAACAUCGAGCUUAGAGAGAAAUUCAUCCUACCAGAAGGGGCAUCUCAGGGAAUGACCCCUUUCCGAUCACGGGGUCGAAGAUCAAAACCAUCUUCCCGGGCAGCUUCUCCCACCCGCUCAAGCUCAAGUGCUAGUCAGAGCAACCACAGCUGUACAUCUAUGCCUUCUUCUCCAGCCACCCCAGCCAGUGGGACCAAGGUUAUUCCAUCAUCAGGCAGCAAGUUGAAACGACCAACACCAACUUUUCAUUCUAGCAGAACAUCUCUUGCUGGUGAUACCAGCAAUAGUUCUUCUCCAGCUUCCACAGGUGCCAAAACUAAUCGGGCAGACCCUAAGAAGUCCGCCAGUCGCCCCGGGAGUCGGGCCGGGAGUCGAGCCGGGAGUCGAGCCAGCAGUCGCCGAGGAAGUGAUGCCUCUGACUUUGACCUCUUAGAGACACAGUCAGCUUGCUCAGACACUUCUGAAAGCAGCACUGCAGGAGGCCAGGGCAACUCCAGAAGAGGGCUUACCAAACCUUCCAAAAUCCCAACCAUGUCUAAGAAGACCACCACUGCCUCCCCCAGGACUCCGGGUCCCAAGCGAUAACACUGUACAAGCACCCCACCACUAUCCACGUUGAAUCCUGCUCCAUACUUGGGUGUAUAUUUAUUCUAAACGGGAGAAGUUAUAUUGUUAAAAGUGUAAAAGAAUACUUGUGUUAUGAAGCUGCCUUAUUUUUUUUCCUUUUUGUAAGUUACUAUUUUCAUGUGAAUAUUUAUGUAGAUAAAAUUUGCCUCCUGGUAACCCUGUAAUGGAUGGGGCCCAGAAAUGAAAUAUUUGAGAGGAAAAAAAGGCCAAGAUGAGAAUAUGUAUUUAAAAAAAAGCCUCUAAAUAGGGUUUCUGUGUGGUGCAGGGUUAUAAACCUGCUUUAUCUUUUAGGAUUAUUCCUAAAUGCAUUUUCUUUAUAAACUUGACUUGCUAUCUCAGCAAGAUAAAUUAUAUUAAAAAAAAAUAAGAAUUCCGCAGUGUUUAAGGAACUCUUUUUUUGUGAAUCAGACACCUCACUUAGCAAGAACUAAGGAGCACACUUAUGGUUGCAUUUCCAUUGUUGUAAUGUCCUGUAAUUUUAGCCAAACAGACAGAACCUCAUCUAGAUAGCUUUUGCACAGGAUUCAGCAAAAAGAGUUCAUUGCAAUACUGUCUCAGUACUGGAUGUUUAAAGACACAUGGCUGCUAGAAUUCAGGGGUAAAUGAAACUGUUCAGAAAUUGUCUGAACAUUGGGGUUUUAAACUGAUUUGUAACUGUCCAGCCUGGCCAUCAAUAACUCCUAUGCUCACCAGGACCCAGACCUUUGGCAAGGGAGAUUCCUUGGUGGCAUUAUGAAUUACAGAUUUGUUUUAUCUGCAUUUUUUUUUUUUUUUUGCUAUUUAUUUAAAUGGUCGAUCAACUUUCCACAAACUGAGGAAUGAAUUCCAUGAGCCUAUUCUGAAAAUGUGGACCUAAGACAAACAUGUUCGUCCUUUAACGGAGUUCACCAGCACACUUGUUCACCAGUCCCGUUUGCUUCCGUCUUUUUGUGUAAAUAAAGUCAGCUGACCAAGAGACCACAAAGGAGCUGUCUGGGGCUCCUGUUGUUUAGCUGCUGUUCUUCAGCUCCGACCAUGUUGCUGUGUGAUUAUCUCAAUUGGUUUUAAUUGAGGCAGAAACUGAAGCUCUACCAAUGAACUGUUUAAAAACAAGACACACUUUUGUAUUAAAAUUGCUUGCAGUAACAAAUGUUUUGUAAUUCCUGAUUUUCUUCUGAACCACUACUUUAUAUUUAAAUGUUACCCCUAAGGUAUAAUGUUGUAGUACUUAAAUACAUUAUUCAAAUCAAGAAAUCUUGAUGGAUAAAUUAUAGAGCUCAUUAAUAA
This is a messenger RNA of Jaculus jaculus (lesser Egyptian jerboa), 23622 nucleotides long. It is a transcript of the gene Macf1, whose product is annotated as microtubule actin crosslinking factor 1. Gene Ontology annotation, cellular component: cytoplasm; actin cytoskeleton; membrane. The coding region runs from base 184 to 22314 and encodes 7376 amino acids. Gene Ontology annotation, biological process: wound healing; intermediate filament bundle assembly; regulation of microtubule-based process. The record is from RefSeq and is a predicted model, not a curated record. NCBI's taxonomy places the organism in Eukaryota, Metazoa, Chordata, Mammalia, Rodentia, Dipodidae. The transcript is spliced from 101 exons. Gene Ontology annotation, molecular function: cadherin binding; structural molecule activity; calcium ion binding.